UAACUCAUAGUGUUCAAGUUGUGUAGAAUAGUGUUGAGGUAAAAAAAACUUCAACUCCCACGGUUACGUCUAUGCUCUGCAAUUCAACCAGCACCUGAAAGUCCAAGACGGCCAAAAGUGUCGUUUUCUGCGUCUGCGCAAUCGACUCGACGACAGCGCCGCGGCUCGCGACUUAUUGUUAGCGGGGUGAACAGGUACUAAGCAGUGACUGAGCCGAGUAAAGGAUGUGUAAAGGGCAGCAUCAGCAUCAGCGGCGGCGGCGGCGGUAGUCGUCGGUUGGUAGAGCUCAAAAUACGGGCGUCGUUAUGGUGUCGACGAUAGUGCGUGGGUCGUCGUUGUCGUCUUCGUUAUUGUUGUGGUGGUGAUUGCGAGGAAUGUUUUUUCCUACGAAGAAUCAAUAAACCAGCACCGCGCGCAGUGGCUGUUCACACGUUGUUUCAGUAACUCGCAGAUUGCCAUUAUCGUUUGCGAUAUUUCGAUGAUAUGCUGCUGAAUCGACGGCCGCCUCGUAGCACCAGAAGCAGAAGCAGAAGCAGAAGUAGCAGCCGCCGCUUAUCGCUAUGGGGUAUCGCCUACGGUCCUAGUGGUGUAUACAGCAAUACGUCCGGCGGUUAGCAAGUAGUAUUUUCUAUUCGUUGUGUAACCGAUAUACAACGACGACGUAGCCGAAAGUGCAAGAGAGAGAAAGAGAGAUAGAUAGAGAGAGAGAGACGGGCAGGCAUCUCGGAAGGCACGCGAUACGCGCAGACGAAGACGUCUUAUCAUGUCAGAAUCGAGCGAGGUGAGCUCGGCUCGAAGGUGGAAGAGAAGGAGAUACGUAAUUUUCAUUACCCAGCUCGUCCUGUUGUUUUGCGCCGAUGACACUCGCGCCAAACCUAUGCAGGAUUCGAGUAUAUUGAACAAAUUGGACUUCCAGUGCCCCAGGGAAUGUAAUUGCCUGGGAAAUGUCGUAAACUGCAACGGAUUGCAGCUCAUCGAUGCACCCAACAACUUACCACCAUGGAUCGAGGAUCUAGAGUUGAAGAAAAAUAACUUUUCAAGACUGGAAUCCAACGCUCUUAUUCAUCUCACCAAGCUCAGGGUUUUAGAUAUAAGUGAAAAUCGAUUAAGCGACGAUGUGAGCGAAGCACUGAAUAGCUUGACUCAAUUAAGAGCACUGAAAAUCAACAAAAAUCAAUUGACGACCUUGCCCAAUCUUUACUCGCUCAAAAAUUUGACCCAUCUUUCAAUGACGCACAAUCUGGUUCGGUCCAUAGAUGGACAGACCUUAGUAAACUUGCCGAGACUUCAGUUCUUGGACCUCAGCAGCAACCAUAUACCUGUUCUCCAGAGAGAGUCUUUCCUAGCUCCAAAUUCCCUUACAUACUUAAAUUUGAACUCAAACAAAAUUCGUGUAAUAGAAAAUGGGAGUUUGGACAAUCUUACAUCUCUGAAGGAAUUGCGAUUGAAUAAAAAUCGCCUGACCCAUCUAAAAGAUUUGUUCACAAACCUUGCUGAGUUGAGAAUAUUGGAAUUGAAUAGGAAUGAGUUGGAACAAAUUCAGGGAUUGAGUUUUAAGAAUUUGACGAGUUUGGAGCAGCUGAAAUUGAAAAGGAAUAAAAUUAGGUCUCUGGACACGGGUGCGAUUGUCAGUCUGAACAAUCUGUCUGUAUUACAACUCGAUCACAACUUGUUGACAGUUGUAAUGAACGGUGGAUUGUUUGGACUCUCGAAGCUCCACACGCUCACCAUUUCGCACAAUAAAAUAGAUGCGAUUAAAUCUCAGGCGUGGGAAUGUUGCCAGAAUAUCACCGAGCUUGACUUGUCGCACAACGAACUGGUAUCGAUUGAUCAAGGAACCUUCCAGUUCUUGGGUAAACUUGAACAACUUAAAUUGGAUCAUAAUAAAAUCACUUUCAUCGCAGAUGGUGCUUUCAACAAUACACCAAACCUAAGGAUACUCGAGCUUAACGAAAACAAGAUAUCUUACAUGGUGGAAGAUAUUAACGGGGCUUUCGCACCGUUAAUAAAUUUGGAGAAACUGGGACUUGCUUUAAAUCGCAUCAAAUCUAUAAACAAGAACUCUUUUGUCGGUUUGAUGAGACUCAUAGAGUUGGAUUUGAAUGGGAACAACAUAACAAGCAUUGCGGAGAACGCACUUAUUUCUAUGCCAAAUUUGUCUAGAUUAAGAAUGAAGUCUGACACUUUACUUUGUGACUGCGGACUCCAGUGGCUGAGCAUUUGGUUACGCAGCCACAAGUACAGCGAGGCAAGAGUUCGGUGUGGGUAUCCCAGCGCGUUGAAAGGAACGCUGUUGACUGAACUUCAUCGCACAAAUUUUACUUGCGACGAGCAUCCAAAGCCACUGAUUAUUGGCGAACCAAAAACUCAAAUGAGCAUAAAAGGAGAUAACGUGACGCUGUAUUGCCGUGCUACCAGCACUGCGAACACUCCACUUCGAUUUACAUGGAAGCACGACAACGCUGAGAUGCAAAAUUUCGAUAUCAAAGUUGACACUGAUUCUCUGGAGCGUGGGAUAACAGAAGCUUUGUCAAGCUUGUAUUUGACGAAUGUAACUCAUGCGGAUGCAGGAAGGUAUCAAUGUAUGGUCAGCAAUGAUUAUGGGACAACGUACUCAGCUAAGGCUAAAAUAAGCGUCCUUGUGUAUCCGUCAUUUACGAAAAAUCCGCAAGAUAUGCAAGUGCCUGCAGGUCGGACUGCCAAGUUGGUUUGCGCAGCAAAAGGUCAACCGACCCCACAGAUAGCCUGGCAGAAAGACGGCGGGAACGAUUUUCCGGCUGCUAGAGAAAGGCGGAUGUACAUGAUGCCGUCGGACGAUGAAUUGUUCAUAGUAGACUUCAAAGUCGCCGACACUGGGGUCUAUUCUUGUACGGCGCAAAACUUGGCUGGUACCAUCGUAGCGAACGCUAGUCUUACCAUAAGUGAAACACCGUCGUUUGUCAAACCAAUGGAAAAUAAGGAAAUAAUUGUCGGUGAAUCAAUCGUUUUGGAGUGUAUGGCGAGCGGAUAUCCUCGGCCGAAAUUAUUGUGGCGAAAAAAUGGUAGCCCUCUGCAGACCACUGAACGUCACUUUUUUACUGCUGAAGAUCAGCUCCUUAUUAUCGUUGAUACUAUUCCUAGUGACGCUGGUAGUUACGAAUGCCAAAUGAAUAAUUCGUUUGGUACAGCUGUCGGCACAUCGCAUCUUACCAUAAACCCAGUUUCGGGUUCAGUGGUUAACGAAGACGAUAUGCUGGGGAUAAUUAUCAUUACUGUAGUUUGCUGCGCCGUAGGUACUUCAGUCGUUUGGGUCGUUAUAAUAUACCAAACCCGACGACGUCUCAGUAUUAAUCAGAGUGCCCCGCAACAAUUUCAAGUAAUUACUACUGCACCAGUACUAACUGAAGCUCAAACUCAUCUCUACCUGGACACCAGUUCCCAACACAGCAAAGACAGUGGUACGGGAGAUAGCACUAAUCCAAGCAGUGAUCAGCUUCAACUAUGCCUUCCUGAGGAAAUCGUCACUUCCUCUACAAAUAAUGAGGAGGUGGAAAAUAUUUGUGGCUCGGAUCCUCUUUUGGGUUACACAAAUCACGAACGGCUAGAAGAGGAGCAGUCUGAAUCAGUAGCGGAUGAUGAAAAUUCUGUGAACAUAAAGCCGUAUGGUUGGACUCGCGAAUGAGAAGAAGAUGGAGAGGAAUAAACAUUGGGUUAACAAUUGUGUAAUAUUGGCGAUAGACGAAGAAAACAGAAAACGUUUAAGUUUAAGUAAAUGAUGAGGAAGAGAGAAACAAUAAUAAAUAACGCAUAGUAUUUUUGAAACUCCUGCAACGAGUCAGAACAAGAUUAGUAAUAGUGAUUCCUUGCAGAUAGUUUUCUUAGUGUAGAGAAAACUUCAUAGUAAUAGAUACACGUAAACAGGCAGGAUACAUGCAGGCAGCACGCAACAAACAAACACACAGACAGACAGACACACACAAACACAGAAACAUGGCAGCAUUACAAACAAAUACCACUUAAAACAAGUCAAGUAUUGUUGAAGUUUUAAUAUUAAGACGUGUGAUUCAAUUAAGCUAUUAUUAUCGAGGAUAAACCCUUUCGAUGAUUGCUCGAAUCGAUACAUGGACGUAUUUUGUACGUGAAUAAUUAUACCUAUAAUCGAGUUCUUUAGCACACCGGUGAGGUACGACAUAAAUGGCCUGUACCAAAAGCCCUGCGAUAUAUACAGAUGUGAACGUUUAAAAGAAGAAGAAGAAAGGCACAGUCAUUAAAAAACCGCGUGUAUUGAUGACCUUAUAAUUUGUAUAUAUUAAGAGUUAGAGACGAUGGAUAUUGAUUGUAUCACUGUGUAUUAUUGUACGUACAAUAAAUUACGGGUCUGCGGGUAUGAUGAAAAAAGUACCUUCAAAUUUCGAAUAACUAUUCAAGGCAAAAGUCGGUAUUAUAAUAUGUGCGUAAAAUAAAGAGAAGCCUGAGAAUAUAUGAUAUUUUUGUAUGUAUUAAAAAAACAAAAGAGAAAGAAACAAACAAAACUAUUAACAACUUCGUCAGGAAGUAUAAUACCUGGUAAGUCUGAUAAUGAAAGUGAAGCCUGAAGCGCCUAAACAAAAAAAUUCUAAAAUAAUAAUGUACGUAUAGAAAAUAAGAAUUUUUUAUUCUCAGGCUCUUCAAACUAUUUCCGCUUUUCUAAUAUUUUUGUAGUAUCUUAUUGUAGCCACCCUUCAACGCAAUACCCGCAGAUUUCGUAAUUGUUAGCAAUUUAUGGCUAUUAUAGAUUACGAGGAUAUACGCGUUAUCAACCACAAGAGCCAUACAGUAAACGAGCCUUUUGUGAUAGAUAUUUAUUCUAGAAUAUGAUUUCAUUUAGUUAUUUAUGUAUUAUUUUGUAAACAAAAAAAAAACAAAUUAAUCUAAAUUUAACGACUAUAUACCUCUUUAUGCGAGAGUGUACUGUAUUAUUGCACGUUGCAUAAAUACGAAAAUGAGAGAAAAAAAAGAAAAACACUAAAUAAACAAUAAGACGGCAAAGAAGAAUUACGUAUAUUUCGUGGUAUUGUCUUCCUGAUAAUGAUUAUGAUUUAUGAUUAUCAUGUGUACGAUUAUGAUGAUUAUUUUCGUUUAUACACGUGUAAUUCAUGCAUCGGUAUGCCAUUUCUCAUUUUUUUUUUCAUUUUGUUGUCGGUCUUCUCCCAUAAUGGGUUAUCCUGAUUUAAACUUACUAAAGAACUUACUAAAAAUUUACUUUACACUUCAAUUAAUUGCUCAUUUCUUUUUAAAUAUAAGUAAUAGUCUACAAUGUUACACGGCAGUAGUAGGUAUGUCUGUCUACGAUGGCCGUCACUCAAAGACGUUUCCUUAGUAUUUUUCGUCAUGAUAUAUGUAUACCAAGUUUUCUUUUUCAGAAGUAAUAUUAUUUGUUUGUUGACUAAUUUACUAUUGUCAUUAUUGCUAUUAUUAUUAUUAUUAUUAUUAUUACCUAUUUAGUUUAUUUCUUGAUUGUUUAAACAUACAAAUAUUAUCGUAUACAUAAAUAGUUGUAAAGAGUACCUUGGUGAAGAACAAGUAGACUCGUAAUAUCACGAGUUACAUGUGCCGUAUAAAGAAAGCAUAGAUUCUUCUUACCAUAUUGUUUAUAUCUUUUUUUCGAUAUGCGACCCAGUCGAGCGUGCGAAUUAUUCUAAAUACUUUACAUACUGUUGGAAAUAUAUUUUGUGCUUCAUUCCUCUAACGUGUCAAUCAUAUCAAAAAAUUCAGUUGGAUGAUGACUGAAGUUUCAGUUGUAUUCACUUGAUGCCAUCAAGUAAUUCUCACACGGUGAAAUUGACGACGAUUGUGAUGAACUCGCGGAUAGUAUGUUUAAUUUUCGAAGAAAUUGUUGCAUUAUCCCAUCAACGAGUUGAUAGCUGUUACGCGUAUAUAUAGUCAUUUUUUUCACGUGUCUCAAGUGACUAGUGAGUAAGAUACAAAAGUUUAUGACGUUGUCUCGACUUUCUAAUAAUUUCUAUCUUAGCUAUGCGUAUACGCUAACUUGUUUGACUGUUUUGUGUAUGAAUUGUAUCAUCUGGAAUAGGUUUUCGAUAUGAUUAGUUUUUAAACAAACUCGUUAGUCAGUGAAUCACGUCAUAACUGAUACGCUGCAUGUGAUACACCAAAUAUGGCAUCUGUUUGAUUCAGUAUUUUUCUUGUUAUUAUGAUAUAUCAAAUAUUAUGUACAAAUAUAACAGUAAACUUAGAUAAUCGAU
This is a messenger RNA of Neodiprion fabricii, 6221 nucleotides long. RefSeq names its product leucine-rich repeats and immunoglobulin-like domains protein 1. The transcript is spliced from 14 exons. The record is from RefSeq and is a predicted model, not a curated record. Lineage: Eukaryota; Metazoa; Arthropoda; Insecta; Hymenoptera; Diprionidae. The coding region runs from base 764 to 3661 and encodes 965 amino acids. Gene Ontology annotation, molecular function: protein binding. Gene Ontology annotation, biological process: intracellular signal transduction.